AUGGUGAAGAUAACAUUCAGCGGUGCACAACGACGAAACACGUUUGUCCAUACUGGCAUGCAAGUGAAUUGCAUGCAUUUCACAGCAGGACCAACAGUACAAAACUCAAAGCUGAUGCAAUCAUACACUUUCAAAAUACAACCAUGUAGCGAAGUACUGCAAAGCAAAGCAGUGAGUGGUGCAGUCAAAUGCCCAAACUGCAAAGGUAAUCAUUUACCCACUUCCAAAGAAUGUUCUUAUUAUAUAGAACAAGAGAAGAGAAUGCUGAAUUCGAUUAACCAAUAUGCAGAUCCAACCAAACAAACUACAACAGCGCCAGCAAUACACAUUCUCAACGAAGUUCCAUCACUAUCGACUCUUUCACAACGCCGACAAGGUUUUCUUAACCACGAGCUUUUUUAUGCAAUCAUCAAUUUAUCACGUAGCAAAAUGGAAAUGAUUAUCGAAGAAAUCACAACCCGACUAUUCAAGAUACUACUACAAAACAUCACACGGAUGAAAGCAACACUUGACCUCAAAGCCCCAAAAGAAGCAAGAUAA
Adineta ricciae is the source of this 540-nucleotide messenger RNA. NCBI's taxonomy places the organism in Eukaryota, Metazoa, Rotifera, Eurotatoria, Adinetida, Adinetidae. The record is from the annotation of a GenBank genome assembly.